CUUUUAUCUUUUAUCGGUUACACAAAACCUCAAUACAUGUUUUUUUAUGUGGCAUCCGUAUGUAUUUGACCCUGUCGACGUGACCUGGGAGGACAGACGCCUGUUCAAACUAAGCUAACGCUAACGUAUAUCAUCAACAUUUCAGAGUGAGCCUGCUAGCUUGUUGUCUAGCUAAAGUUUGGUGCUUGAUAGUGACUGAUAUAUUACGCUGAUAUAUUAUAUCAGCGUAAUAUAUCAGUCCCGACGACAUGCGACCUUAUUCCCAGUACGACUAGUGAGCUGUUCUAUCGUGAAUUGUUGAUAAAACGCCCUGUGAGGCAGUCGACCGUGUCGUUAUGCUUAGGCUGCCGGUUUGCGUGUUCAGUGUGAUUGUAUAAUUGUAGCCACCAGCGCUGUGUAUGUGUGUAUUGCUCACACAUGAAUUGAAGUGUUAUAACGUGCCACCUCACAGUUCUGUGCCACUCUCACUCGGUUCACUGCAGUGGGUGUUGUUCAGUCGUUUACUGCAGUAACUCGCAGCUCCAUCAUACAUACUCACAGGAAUGAGAGGAUACACCACCUUAUGCCUCUCUUCACAGAUUGUUGCUGCUGGCUAUGAAAAAACACUGAAACCACAAAAAUGAAUGCAAGGAGAAGAGGAGGGAAGCCAAACAGAGGAGGGGGUAAAUUUAACAAGCCAAGGGGAGGUAGCGGAGGCGGCGGAGGAGGUGGUGGAGGCGGUCGCAUGAAAGGAGGAACUAGUCGAUGGGAUGAUGAGGAUGACUUCAGCCUUGAUUUUGGACCCUCUCGUUCCAGCAGAUCUGGCAAAGGGCAAGGUCGUGGGGGCAGUCAUACUGGGGGCAGGGGUCGAGGUAGAGAGAGGGGAGGUAGGAGUCAGCAACCUCUUCCUUCUCAGAAAAGAGGUGGCAAGGUUUUACCAAGUUCUCUGGCGAGAAUCAGAUCAUCCCCAAAGUCGGUGGAUUGCAACAUCCGGGAGGCGAGCUCUAUGCCGAUGCAGAAGAUCUUCAUGACUAAUGAGAACCAAAAACAACUUGUGGAGCUACUGCGUGAUCUGCAGACUGAGGAUCUUUAUGAUGAAUCUGGUUCAGAUCAUGCAGACGGAGAGGAAGAGGAGGAGGAGGAAUAUGAUGAGUUGGAUCACCGAGAAGAUGGUCAGUUUUGGGUCACUAAUGAUGAGCCGGUGGAGAGAGCAGAAAGCCCGUCAUAUGAGCCCGAGUCUGAUGAUGAACGACCUUCCCCUGAACCUGUCAUCUCCUUAUUUGCAAUAGGCAAACUCUGCAGGUAUGGAUUUGACAGGGAGCGUGGUAAGCUGGCACUGGUAUCUAGUGGAGGAGAUUUUGGAACAACUUUGGAACAGCUCCUCCACCAGGUUUUUAGUGAGCGUUUCGGCCUGAAAGCAGUUUCCCCUGAUGGACUUGAGGGACUGCCUAUGGAUGAGUGUUUGAGUCAGAGGCAGGAGGAGGCUCUGGCUCUAGCUGCCAUUUUUGGUGAUCGCUUCAAUGAGCGUAUUGCUAAUACAGUGUGGACAGUAACCCUGGACCCCUCAUUCAUGGCGGCCAGCAGUGGUACAUAUGAAGUUGAUAGUAGAGGUGGUGGAGGGUCUGUUGACAUCCGUGAUGUCUGCAAAUUCUUCUUGAAAGGACAAGGCUGCCGCUUCGGGAACAGGUGUAAAUUUAAGCACCAGCUUCCCACCAAAGGCAGGUCUGGUUCCCCAGACCUGAAGGGCCCGAGCAACCCCGGAUUUAGUAGUUACUCUCCUCCCGAGUAUGAAUUAGAGGUGCGUUUCCCCAAAGGAAAUCGAUACCCAUUUCAGGCACCAAUAGUUGCCUUCAGCACCAACGAUGAAUCUUUUGGAGCUGCAGGGCGGCUCAGUGUGACUGAGAGAUUAUUCGAAGAGGCAUUCACUGCAGCAAAGUGCAGCGAACCUGUUGUCUAUACUCUGGUCACCUUGUGCGAGGAUGAAAAUGUCAUGAAAGAACUGCUGGCUGUCGGUCACCACAAAUACAGCACGCCACCACCUGUUGUGGUGGUACCUCCACCCCCUGCUUUCAUAGCCAAGAGUAAGAAUGUGAAGAGUAAAGUAUCGGAGGAAAGAAGGAGUAGUAGUACUACAAGUAGUAAUCAGACUAACAGCAGAAGGACUGCUUCAUCUAACAACCAAAGACGCACUGAUUUGAAAGAGCCGAGCGAGGCAGAGGAGCUGGAUGAGAGGGAGGGAGAUCGAGAACAUGAAGCUGUUCUUGUUCAUAAUGAGAGUUAUGUCAGUCAGAGGAAGAUGGUAAAUAGGUACAAUGUAAAGACAGAAAACUCACUGCAAGAAAACCGCAAGCUGUGUCGAGACUUCCAAAAGAAAAGGUCAUCAAAGCUUUUCCUGUCCAUGCUGGAGCAGAGGAAAAGUCUGCCGGCUUGGCAAGAGAAAGACCACAUCCUUGACCAGUUGGAGCAAUGUCAGAUGCUGGUGAUCAGCGGGAUGACAGGGUGUGGUAAGACAACUCAGAUCCCUCAGUUCAUUCUGGAUGCCUCAUUACGUGGCCCAGCAGAGCAAGUCGCAAACAUAAUCUGUACCCAGCCACGCCGCAUAUCUGCCAUUUCCGUGGCUCAGAGAGUGGCAAAGGAGCGUGCAGAGAGUCUUGGCAACUCUGUAGGAUACCAGAUCCGUCUGGAGAGUGUCAGGUCAUCUGCCACCAGACUUCUGUACUGCACUGUAGGUGUGUUACUGAGGAGACUGGAGAGUGAGACAGACCUCAAAGGCGUCACGCACAUCAUUGUGGAUGAGGUGCACGAGCGCACAGAGGAAAGUGAUUUCCUGCUGUUGGUGCUCAAAGACCUGACUGAGCAGAGACCAGACCUGAAGAUUAUUCUCAUGAGUGCGACACUGAAUGCCAACCUCUUUUCUGAAUAUUUUUACAACUGUCCUUCUGUCCAUAUACCAGGGCGGACGUUUCCUGUCGACCAGUUUUUUCUUGAAGAUGCUAUUGGUAAAACUGGCUACGUCAUUGACGAUGGCAGUCCGUACUUGCGCUCAGGGAAACAGAAUUCUUCCUCCACGGGUGGACGAACAAGCAAGGUACAGCCGAGGGACAUGGAGGAUGAUUUGUCUAAUGACGGGUGGAACUUCUCGUCUUUCUGCAAGAAGGACUUUAUCAAAGACUCAAUCCCAGACCAACAGCUCAGCCUGCAGGAUCUCACAAUCAGAUACAAAGAUACAAAGAAGUCCGUGCUAAAGACCCUUGCUGCAAUGGACCUGGACAAGAUCAACAUGGACCUGGUGGAGAACCUGCUGGAGUGGAUUGUAGAUGGAAAACAUAACUACCCUCCAGGGGCGGUGCUGGUGUUCCUGCCCGGCCUGGCUGAGAUCAAGAUGCUCUAUGAACAGCUCCAAUCUAACAGAAUGUUCAACAACAGGGGCGCAAGCAGGUGUGUGGUGUACCCACUUCACUCAUCUCUGUCCAAUGAGGAGCAGGAGGCAGUUUUCAGUCGUCCCCCGGAGGGCGUCACAAAAAUCAUCAUUUCCACCAACAUUGCAGAAACAUCUGUCACCAUCGAUGACGUGGUAUAUGUCAUCGACUCUGGCAAAAUGAAGGAGAAAGGGUAUGACGCAUCUAAAAGCAUGGAGAGCCUGGAGGAAUCGUGGGUGUCUCGGGCCAAUGCGGUGCAGAGGAAAGGACGAGCGGGGCGCGUGGCCUCGGGGGUCUGCUUCCACCUCUUCACCAGCCACUGCUUCCAACACCAGUUGGCUCAACAGCAGCUGCCUGAGAUCCAGAGAGUGCCUCUGGAGCAGCUCUGCCUGCGAAUCAAAAUCCUGGAGGUGUUCACUGAGCAAAAUUUGGAGUCGGUUGUCUCUCGGCUCAUCGAACCCCCAGCUAUGGGAAGCUUGGAUGCAGCCAAACAGCGCCUGCAGGAACUGGGAGCUCUAACUGCCGAAGAGAGCCUGACCACGCUGGGCUACCACCUGGCCGCCCUGCCUGUCGACGUGCGCAUUGGGAAGCUCAUGCUGUUCGGAGCCAUCUUCCGCUGCCUCGACCCAUCGCUCACCAUCGCUGCCAGUCUGGCCCUCAAAUCACCAUUUGUGUCUCCCUGGGAUAAGCGAGAGGAAGCCAAUGACAAGAAACUUGCCUUUGCAGGGAACAAUAGUGAUCAUGUUGCUUUGUUAAAUGCAUAUAAGGGAUGGUGCCGUGCGGCAAAGAAUGGUUACAAGGCCAGUUCUGUUUACUGCAGAGAAAACUUCCUGUCCUGGCGAGCAUUACAGGAGAUUGCCAGUCUGAAGAGGCAGUUUGCUGAGCUGCUGUCUGACAUUGGCUUCAUCAAGGAAGGACUAAGGGCCAGGGUGAUAGAGCGCAUGUCGUCUAAUGGCACCGACGGUGUUCUAGAGGCUACUGGCCCUGAGGGGAACUUGAACUCAGAAAACCUUCGUCUGAUGUCCGCCAUGCUGUGUGCUGCCCUCUAUCCCAAUGUGGUCCAGGUACUAGAGCCACAAGGGCAUUACCAGAUGACCAGCACAGGGGCAAUGAAGAUGCAACCUAAGGCCAACGAGCUUCGCUUCAUGACCAAGAACGAUGGCGGUGUUUACAUACACCCCUCAUCUGUUAACUAUAAGGUUCGUCACUAUGGAAGCUCCUACCUGGUUUACCACGAGAAGGUGAAAACAAGCCGUGUCUUCAUCAGGGACUGCAGCAUGGUGUCCGUUUACCCGCUUGUGCUAUUUGGAGGUGGUCAGGUCAACGUGCAGAUGCACAAGGGAGAGUUCAUCAUCAGCUUGGAUGAUGGAUGGAUCCGAUUUGCUGCUGCUUCUCAUCAGGUGGCCGAGUUGGUGAAGGAGCUGCGCUGGGAGCUGGACCAGCUGCUUGAGGACAAGAUCAGGAACCCGAGUAUGGACCUGUGCAACUGUCCCCGUGGCUCCCGCAUUAUCCGCAUGAUCGUCCACCUCAUCUCUACAGAGUAACGCUGUCCUUAAUAAACCUCUUUGUCCCUAUUUUCAAUCUCAAGGGCUUUAAUGCAUAGAUGUCCUCCUUUCCUACAGCUCUACACAUUAAAAAAAACAUGUUCAACUAGAAUGAGGUUAACAAUUUAAUUUGUACUUUGUGAAGAAUGAGCCACACCACCCUGCUUUCACCUGGCACUUUACUCAAAGUAUCAGUUUACACCAAGCUUUUAUCGUGCUGCUGCUCAGGAGGCUUAUCAAGCAAAGUCUGCCUUGAAAGAAACAAAUCUAUGCAGGUGAUCAACAAACCUCCAUCUUUUGAUACCCAGAGAAAUGGAAAAGCUCUUGUUUUUGAUAUACUGUAUGUGCAGUAAAUUGACACACACUCAAAUACAAUUUGUGAACUGUGCACUUCUAUUGUCGGUUGUGUCUUGCUCGCAACUGAAAAUGUUCUUGUGUCCAUAUUGGACUUGCUCUUAUGUUUGUGGAUAUUUAUUGAUUAUGCAUGAACAAUACACACGAGAGCUUUUGCAUGAGACUCAGUCGUUUUACAAUUACUGAAUGUAUUUAAAUGUUUACGGCAAUGACAAAACUACACUUUUACAAUAAGAAUGCAAGGGCUUUUUAAAUCAUCAUGUUGACAAGUGAUGACUUCUACUGCAAACUGCAUUCAAAACAAAAAAUAAAGUAAUGACUUCAAAAGA
Solea senegalensis (Senegalese sole) is the source of this 5625-nucleotide messenger RNA. RefSeq names its product DEAH (Asp-Glu-Ala-Asp/His) box polypeptide 57 (gene dhx57). Bases 620 to 4942 code for a protein of 1440 amino acids. The record is from RefSeq and is a predicted model, not a curated record. Gene Ontology annotation, cellular component: intracellular anatomical structure. The transcript has 24 exons. Gene Ontology annotation, molecular function: ATP binding; metal ion binding; RNA binding. NCBI's taxonomy places the organism in Eukaryota, Metazoa, Chordata, Actinopteri, Pleuronectiformes, Soleidae.